Molecule: messenger RNA, 968 nt
Organism: Beta vulgaris subsp. vulgaris (sugar beet)
Lineage: Eukaryota; Viridiplantae; Streptophyta; Magnoliopsida; Caryophyllales; Amaranthaceae
Exons: 1
Coding region: 272-856 (194 amino acids)
Biological process (GO): alkane catabolic process
Cellular component (GO): chloroplast
Molecular function (GO): electron transfer activity; iron ion binding
Source: RefSeq, a predicted model, not a curated record
CAAGUGGAGUUCACCUACAGUUUAUGCACAAUAAACAGCUAUAGACCCACACCUUAUCCAACCAACACCCUCCCAAAACAAAAGGUCUAAAACUUGGCAUAUGCCUUUUCCAUGGAUCCUUCUUCCCUCUCCUUCCUCCACAAACUUCUAAGUUUUCAACCAAAACAAACAAACUUCUUAACAUUACCACAUUUCCAAACUCCUCCCAAAAUUAAGCUCCAAAAUUAGUUUUCACUUAUACAACCAAAAAAAAACCACCAUUAAAACAAUAAUGGCUUCUGCCAUUACAAGACCAACAACCUUCUCAUUCCACCUUUCCUCACCUUCUCCUCCAAAACCCAAACUUCACUUCACAACAUCAACCAUUUCCUCUAAAACCCACAAAUUUUUCCCACUACAAAACACCUCAAAUGGUCUCAAUCUCACCCCAAAAUCAGUUGAUGUAUCAAAAGAAGACCAACCCAUUAUAGAGAAUCCAAAUUCAGAGGAACCCAGUUCAUCAGAUUCAGAGAAUUUUGAUAAACGUAGAUUGGAAGAGAAAUUUGCAGUGUUAAACACAGGAAUUUAUGAGUGUAGAUCAUGUGGUUAUAAGUAUGAUGAAUCUGCUGGUGAUCCUAACUACCCUGUACCUCCAGGGCUGCCCUUCUCGCAGCUGCCGGAGGAUUGGAGGUGUCCAACUUGUGGAGCUGCUAAGAGCUUUUUUGAUAGUAAGAGUGUAGAAAUUGCCGGUUUUGCGCAGAAUCAACAGUUUGGACUUGGGGGUAAUUCACUUACUUCUGGACAGAAAGCUCUUCUUAUCUAUGGUGCAUUGUUUGCUUUCUUUUUGUUGUUUUUAUCAGGGUACUUUUUGCCAUAGUAGUAUAUUUGAGAAGAUUUAAAGGGGGGGGGGGAAAUUAAAUGUAGUUUUUGUGGAUGGGAUGUAAUUGUAAUACUAUUGAAAUAUCAGUACAGAAGGAAAAUUUUUCAGA